ACCUGGCCUUGGAGGGCAGAGGAGGGAUCUGGGGUCUAAUAAACCCCAGAUUUCUCCAUAAAGAGGAUAUGUCACGAGGUUACACACUUCUUGCCAUGCAGUGUACUGGAGAGGAAGACAAAGAUGAGGGCUCAUUUGUGAAGGGGCCCCUGGACUAACUUUUUAUCUAAUGAUUAUAAGCAGUGCUUUUUUUGUUUACAAAAAUACAGAAUAAUGAUUUAGUGAGUUUAAAUAUGAAUAUAGUUAAGCAGCAUUGGAAAUGUAUGUGGGUUAUUUACUAAAGGCAAAUCCAUUUUGUACUACAAGUAGACUGCAAGUGGACUUGGAAGUGAAGUUGUUGUAGAUCUGAGGGGACAUAAAUAAACAGCAUUUUAGCUUGCACAUGAUUGGAUGAAAAAUCCCCUCAUUUCAGAUCUUCCCCUCAGUGCAGAGUGGAUUUGCCUUUAGUAAAUAACCCCUAUGUGUUUGUAUUUUUAAUUGGAACGAAGUUGAGUAACACUCCCCAGUGUCAGCCAGAUACUUCUCCUUUUGUUUGCAUUGCAAGUGACAAACAUCACUGAGCCCAGAGUGAUAUGGAUGCUGUCAAAGAAGAGCUGCUUUCUCCAGGGUGACAGUUUGGUGUCUUGCUCACAUCUCUUUCAUUAAUGGGUUUUAUUAGCACAUCUUCUUCUUCCCUGCAGCCAAAACAGGCACAAAACAUCUGAGUAUCUAUAUUGGGCACAAUUUGCCUCCUCCUCCUCCUUUUUGCUACUGGAGGCUUAUGAUCCGCACAACGGAGAAGUAUCUUCUAAGAUCAGCUGAAGACAGAGUAUGUGUCAAUUACCAGUGGCAAAGUAGCAAGAUUUCAAGACUUUAGUCUCAAUAGAAGACAGAUCUCUCUGAGAUUGUACAAAGAAGACUCAGAAUGUGCACUUUUCCAGAAUGCAAACUUGCCUGCUGAGUCUCCAUUGAUAGGUGAAGUGAUGGGUUCUAUCAUAUCAGGACUGAGAAGACCUUCCGUGGGCCAUGCAGAAACUGAACAGUUGGUACCCACUCUAGAACUGUCUCCACACCAGCAUCAGCUGCUUGUUGAAUCUUGGACGCUCAUCCACCAGGACAUUGCUAAGAUUGGAGUCAUUAUUUUUAUCAGACUCUUUGAGGUGCAUCCACAGUGUAAGAAUUUAUUCAUGCCUUUCUGCCAUGUGGAAGAUCUGCAUGAACUGAAAAACAAUAAAGACCUGAGAGCCCAUGGACUAAGGGUUCUGUCAUUUGUGGAGAAAAGCAUUGCCAGGAUUGAUAAUUCAGCACGUCUGGAAGAACUGUCCCUAGAGCUUGGAAAAAUUCAUUAUGGAUAUCAUGCACCUCCCAAAUAUUAUCAGUAUGUAGUAGCUGAAUUUAUGUCUGCUAUUCAGCCACUUCUGAAAGACAAAUGGACAACAGAGUUGGAGAAUGCAUGGAGGCUUGUUCUGUUGAAAAAUAAGAGACUUACUGGUAGGAUGGAUCGUGUGUACGGUGAUUACGUGCUAUGGACGGAUUUUAAUUGGAACAAGUUUACUCUACGAAACCAAGGACUUCAGAAGAACUUGAAGGGCGACUACGAGAAGUUAUUUCUGCCAUACCACAAGAGUUCCUGCCAGGCGGCUUCAGAAGUUGCAGUCUACAAAAAGUAA
Messenger RNA from Rana temporaria (common frog), 1649 nucleotides. Its product is annotated as cytoglobin-1-like. The transcript is spliced from 7 exons. Lineage: Eukaryota; Metazoa; Chordata; Amphibia; Anura; Ranidae. Bases 963 to 1649 code for a protein of 228 amino acids. The record is from RefSeq and is a predicted model, not a curated record. Gene Ontology annotation, molecular function: oxygen binding; heme binding.